GUCCGCCGAGUCAGACGGAUUUAAAGCGACCGGCGGCGGCGGCUGGUUUCCCCGGCAGCCGUGGGGCGAUGGCGGCGGAGGCGGCCGGGCCCGGCCUGGUCCCCGCGGCCGCGGGGAAGGUGAAGGAGCUGGCCCUGGUGCUCCAGGAUGAGGCCCGGCGGGGCGGCUACUCGAGCGGGGACACGGUGUCGGGCCAGGUGCUGGUGGAGCUGGCGGGGCCGCUGCUUCUCCGGGCCCUGCGGCUCGAGGCCACGGGCCGGGCCUGGGCGGCCUGGAGCAAGGCGUCCGUCCAGGUCGUCUCUGCCCGGGCCGCGGGGCGGGGCGUCCUGGGGCCCCGGCGGGAGGCCGAAGUGCGGUAUCUGGACGUCCGGCAGAGCCUCUUGCGGCAGCCCCCGGAAGGUGAAGAUGGCUUAUUCCUGUUAGAAGCUGGAAAACAUGAAUUUCCAUUCAGCUUUCAACUUCCACAUGAACCUUUGGUGACCUCUUUUAGUGGAAAGUAUGGCAGUAUUCAGUACUGUGUGAAAGCAGUUUUGGAAAGGCCUGUAGUACCUGAUCAAAGUGUAAAGAGAGAACUUCAGGUUAUCAGCCAUGUUGAUGUCAACUCGCCAGCUUUAUUGAUACCUGUUUUGAGAAGCCAGGAGAAGAUGGUUGGCUGUUGGUUUUUCACCUCUGGUCCAGUCUCUCUGUGUGCCAAAAUUGAGAGGAAGGGAUAUUGUAAUGAGGAAGCCAUACCGAUCUAUGCAGAAAUUGAGAAUUGUUCCUCUCGUUUGAUUGUUCCAAAAGCUGCCAUUUUCCAAACACAGACUUAUCUAGCCAGUGGGAAGACAAAGACUUUCCGUCAGAUGCUUGCCAAUGUACGAGGAAACCCUAUUGCUUCUGGGAGUACCGAUACCUGGAAUGGGAAAACUCUGAAAAUCCCACCUGUAACCCCUUCCAUUCUUAACUGUUGUAUCAUCAGAGUAGAAUAUUCUUUAGCUGUGUAUAUCCAUAUUCCUGGUGCUAACAAGUUGAUGAUUGAAUUGCCAUUGGUGAUUGGCACAAUUCCAUGUACUGGGUUUUCAAGCAGAAACUCCAGUGCUAGCCAGUUCAGCAUGGACGUGAGUUGGUUGGCACUGACCAUGCCGGAACACCCUGAAGCACCACCAAAUUAUGCUGAUGUAGUAUCACAAGAAGAGUUCUCUAGACAUGUUCCUGCUUACUCACAACCAGUUGACUGUGAGGAACAAUUAUGUGGUCACAUGUUUGCCUAUAUACAGGAGUUCCGGUUUCAGCCUCCACCUCUCUAUUCAGAGAUUGAUCCACAUCCUACUCGUAUAGAAGAGAUGCAGUCUGUUUCAUUCAUGCUCUAAACAAUAUUUGAAAUUAAAUGGAAUUCCUUAUGCUUCAGCUGUUAGUAAAGCUAAAAGGAAAUUGCUUUCUCAUUAAGAGCUUAAGUUCAGAAACAAAAUGCAAAGGCAAUUGGAGUUGGAAAUCUGAGCAUGUUUGGCAUGAAAAGAAUCCCUUUUGGAUUAGUCUGCAUAGGAGAUGUGGGUGUCAAAUGUAUGUGACUAAGUGGGAGCAGCCAAGAUUAAAGGUGUGGGAAGUCUUUGAGAAUAUUCAUAAAGAAGAGAUACUACAUAAAGUACAAGCAAGAGUUUUAAGGAUGUAUCAAAGAGGAAUGAAAAUGUACUUACACUUACGAACUGCUUGGAAGAAUCUGAAUUAAAGUACAUUUGUAUCUCAAGAAUGAGAGGUAUGAUAGAAUUUCCAAAAGAUUCUCCUGUGUUGCAGGGGCUUCAUUUUGCACUGUCUCUAUAUAAUCAAGAAAAGGAACACUAACUAAAAUCUAGCUCUAACUCCAGCUACAAACAAACUUUUCAUGGGAACAUAUCCUUCUAACAUCAGUCAAGUGGUACUAUUUCAUCAUUCAUGCUGAAUUUAAAGUUGUCAUGGAUGGCAAAAUAUAGCUAUUACUGCAAUAUUAUGAAGGAAGUCUUUAUUGUGUGAAAGAUAAACUACUUAAAAGAGAAAGUUGGACUUUGAUAACAGCUUAUGCACUAUGUGGGGAGCUGGGGGGGAGGGGUUUAGGAGAUCUCAAGGGAAUUAUUCUAGCCUCUUGUGCUCCUAUAAUAAUUUUGUGUGUGUAUCUUAAGCUUGUGGAUAGCAUGAUAAUGGGACGCAAGGCAAGGAACAAAGAAUGUAGUCUUGCCAGUAGCAGAUACAUUUAUCAAAGUGGAUUUAUUCAAAAGCCUUUUAAGCCUACCUCUGUUUUGGAUAUCUAUUAAGGGUCAGACUGAGACCAAAAACAUCUAAGACUCGCACUAAUCUGCAAGGUUCUAAAAGGGACCCUAAACUUCUGCGGUUAACAAAUGAAAAAGAGGCAAGGGAGUUGUGGAGGAGUAUAAAUUUAGUUUAGAUCUGAAGUCAAAGCAGAAAGCAAAUGUAUUUUGACCACCAUCAACCAGCAAGGGAACAUUCUUCUGUAAAGGCACACAUUUUUUCCAUUGGUUUCUGUGAUUUUGUUCAAAGACCUAGUCUCAUCGGAGGUUGCACUCUUCAUUGUUAUCCAUGCUCUAGUAUUUUUCUUGUCUGCAAUUUUGCUUUGGUGCAAUAUUUUACUAUUUUCUUCCUCAGGUAACUUAGAACAGUGAGAUUUUUCUUGCUGCUAAGGAUGAAGGUGCUGCCUGCCCUUACUACCUUCGUCUAGAGUAGAAUGUUAGAUUACCUACACAAAUUCAUGCUUAGUAGAAAACAAACAGAUGGCCACACUGUCAGCAGUUCGCUUGAAAAAAAGCAGCAGAAAAAUGGCAUUCUCAAUGUGCAAAUGUCCAGUUUACAGUAGUGUUAGAUGUAUGGUUUUUUGAAUUGCUUUGUAUAUCUGACAAAAGGAUUGUGGGUUGGAGAUGCUAGUGCUUCAUAUGGUAAACACUGUAUUUCUUUGGUGAUUAAAAGUAAGUGUCAUUGCAACUUCUAGCAAACUGCAGUUUUAAAAAGUGUUUUUUUAAAUGGUUUUAUUAAAAAAAAAAUACUUUAUUCACUUAAGUGAAACGGGGAUUUUUCUGCAGGCAUAUUUAUUUUCACUUUGUCUCCAUUCUUUAGUACGACUUUUUUUUUAUUUUUUAUUUUAAUUUCUAACUCUUCAGUAAACUAUUGACUCACCAUUGUGUAUAAUAGAUGUGGUACUGAUGCAGAUACAUGCAUAUUAAAAAUGCAGGUUUAACUAUUGUCUUCUCUAGCAAAUGCAGCUUUAACUAAAAUUUGACUCCAUCUUUUAGAAGACACUUGGAGUUGUCUUAAAGUCUCAAUUCAAUAUAGCUGUCUUGCUUCUUGAUGGCAUGCCUCAUUUAGUCAAUGCAGUAUUUUAAUUUACAGCACCUUAAAAGGGAACAAACACAUACACACACACACACUCUCUCUCUCUCUUCCCCCCCCCCCCCCCCAACGAAAAUAUCAUUUCCGUCCUAACUAAACUGAUAGCCAGGCUGUUGUUGUUGUCAUACAGAAUUAGCCUAAAAAAUUGAGGUGCUUAUAAUGAUUAAAAACCUAAUGGUUGAUACGUUAUCUGGGUAGUAUGUUGGUACAAACCUGAUCAUGCAAGCAAGUGUAUGUGUCAACAAAAGGUAAAGAUGCAUCUCUAGUUUAAUUUAAUAAAAAUAAAAAUCCUUGGGUUGCUUUUUGUUUGCGAGAAAACUGUGGCCUUAAAUUAUGGCAAAAAGAAGAUUCUUAAGCACCCAAGGACCUUUAAGGAAAGGAUGAAAGUUUGAAGGCUCAAUUCUGCUCUCUGAUACCAGGUUUAGAGAGUGGAAUCUGGUCCUUUGCACAAUAACAAAAUUAGGGUGAAGGUGGUUUGUUUUUGAUAACUGUGAAACAGGUUUUAAAAAAAAAACAAAAAAACUUGCUAUUCAAAACUUUAACGUACAAGGAUAUGUAUCUUGUAUUUAUGAGCCCUGUGGGUUCUUUUUGUUUGUUAAUAAAAAUGUAAAACUUA
Dermochelys coriacea (leatherback sea turtle) is the source of this 3967-nucleotide messenger RNA. It is a transcript of the gene ARRDC4, whose product is annotated as arrestin domain containing 4. The record is from RefSeq and is a predicted model, not a curated record. Gene Ontology annotation, biological process: protein transport. Lineage: Eukaryota; Metazoa; Chordata; Testudines; Dermochelyidae. Bases 69 to 1349 code for a protein of 426 amino acids. Gene Ontology annotation, molecular function: ubiquitin-like ligase-substrate adaptor activity. Gene Ontology annotation, cellular component: cytoplasm; plasma membrane. The transcript has 8 exons.